Messenger RNA from Paramecium pentaurelia, 1114 nucleotides. NCBI's taxonomy places the organism in Eukaryota, Ciliophora, Oligohymenophorea, Peniculida, Parameciidae. The record is from the annotation of a GenBank genome assembly.
CAUGUAUUACCUAUUAUUCUUAAUUCCAAUUGCCUUUUCAAGUAUAAGCCCAGCAGAUUAUAUUGCAUAAUCUGAUCGUCCAAAGAUUGCAGCUCAUAGAGGACUCUGCUCAAUCUUUCCAGGUUCUAUCAUUUCUAUCAUUCAUUAGAAAACACCGCCCAAUCAUUUGAAGGUGCAAUGUUUUAAGGAACAGACUUUAUUGAAUUAGAUGUUGUACUCAAUAAGGAAUUACAAUGUAAUUUAUUAAAACAUUAAUCUAUCUAAUAGUAAUUGUAGCACAUGAUACAUUUAUGUCUUCUGUUUCUAAUAUAAAAUCAAUGCCAGAAUUUACAUCUAGAAAAAGAAAAAGAACAAUCAAUGGAGUUGUAAGAGAUGAUUGGUGGUUGAUUGAUUUCACUAUUGAUGAAUUAAAAAGAGUUGGAAUCAAUUAAGUCAGAGGAUCUACAAGACCUAAAAUGUUUGAUGGUCUUUUCACAUAUCCAACCUUAUGGGAAGUUUUAACAUAAGUAAGAGAUUUCAAUAAUCGUACUGCUAAUCAAAGAAAUCCAAACAAAAAACCAGUUGGCAUACUUUUAGAAAUAAAAGAUUACGAAGUAUACAUUUUAUCAUAUGACGUAGUAUCAUUUAGAAUACGCAGGAAUAUCAAUUGUUGAAUAAGUAAUUAAUGAAUUAUAAAACUUUGGUAUUGGAACCAUAAAAGAUUGUAAAAAUGUUGUACCAAUUGUCAUUAUGAGUUUUGAUAUGAAUGCUAUUAAAGCAACAAGAGAAUUAACAGAUCUUCCAAGAGUAUUCUUAAUGACUGGAUUACAAAAUCAACCAUCAACAUUUUAUGCUGAAGCAACAAAAUAUGCUAACAUAAUUGGAGCUGAUUUAGCCUCAGUAUGGAAUCAAAAGACAUAAACAACAUAACCAGAAGUUUAACUCAUUAAAAAUAAUUAAAUGAUGGUUUAUGCUUGGACAUUCUAAGAUGAUGCUACUGGAACCCAAAACAUGUUCAAUGCAACAAUUGCCAAAGAUAUUUAUUAUCAAGCAGUGAAAAUGAAUAUUCAUGGCCUGAUUACAGAAUUUUCAGACGUAGCAAUUUAGUAUGUUUAAUUAUAUUAAAAUUAAUGAA